Molecule: messenger RNA, 4344 nt
Organism: Dinoponera quadriceps
Lineage: Eukaryota; Metazoa; Arthropoda; Insecta; Hymenoptera; Formicidae
Gene: alphaCOP
Product: coatomer subunit alpha
Exons: 6
Coding region: 124-3774 (1216 amino acids)
Biological process (GO): retrograde vesicle-mediated transport, Golgi to endoplasmic reticulum; endoplasmic reticulum to Golgi vesicle-mediated transport; intracellular protein transport
Cellular component (GO): COPI vesicle coat
Molecular function (GO): structural molecule activity; protein binding
Source: RefSeq, a predicted model, not a curated record
AUUGCAGUUUGUGACGAUUAGUGACGUGUCUCCCGUCGUGUCAAGAGUUUAGAGAAUUUGAAGAGAGUGAUGUUUGAUUAAUUGCAUAAAUAUUCGUCCAAUAUUAAGGUUAAAAGUAAAAAUAUGUUAACGAAAUUCGAGACGAAAUCCGCUCGAGUGAAAGGACUGUCCUUUCACCCGAAACGUCCCUGGGUGCUUGCAAGCUUGCACAAUGGCGUCAUUCAGUUGUGGGACUACCGUAUGUGCACUCUGCUCGACAAGUAUGACGAGCACGAUGGGCCCGUCCGCGGCAUAUGUUUCCACAAUCAGCAGCCGCUGUUCGUCUCCGGCGGCGACGACUACAAGAUCAAAGUUUGGAAUUACAAGCAACGGAGGUGCAUCUUCACGCUGCUGGGCCACUUGGACUACAUCAGGACGACGAUGUUCCACCAGGAGUAUCCGUGGAUCCUCAGCGCGUCGGACGAUCAGACCAUACGGAUCUGGAACUGGCAGAGCCGCACUUGUAUCUGCGUGCUGACCGGGCACAAUCAUUACGUAAUGUGCGCCCAAUUCCAUCCUACGGAGGACAUCAUUGUGUCUGCUUCGUUGGAUCAAACUGUCCGCGUAUGGGACAUCUCCGGAUUGCGCAAGAAGAACGUAGCACCCGGGCCGGGGGGUCUCGAGGACCACUUGAAGAAUCCUGGAGCGACCGACUUGUUCGGCCAGGCGGACGCGGUGGUAAAGUACGUGCUGGAAGGUCACGACAGAGGCGUCAACUGGGCAUGCUUCCACUCCUCGCUGCCGUUGAUAGUCUCCGGGGCGGACGAUCGGCAGAUCAAGAUGUGGCGUAUGAACGACGCCAAAGCGUGGGAGGUGGACACGUGUCGCGGCCAUUACAACAACGUGUCCUGCGUGCUGUUCCACCCUAGACAGGACCUUAUACUGUCCAAUUCGGAGGACAAGAGCAUCCGCGUGUGGGACAUGACGAAGCGCACGUGUCUGCACACGUUCAGACGGGAACACGAGAGAUUCUGGGUGCUGGCCGCCCACCCGACUCUGAACCUCUUCGCCGCCGGCCACGACUCCGGCAUGAUCAUCUUCAAGCUCGAAAGAGAGCGUCCCGCCUAUGCGGUCCCCUACGAGAAUCUUAUGUACUACGUGAAGGACCGCUUCCUGCGCAAGCUGGAUUUCGGCACGUCGAAGGAUACGUCGGUGAUGCAGAUUCGAGGCGGCGGGAAGACGCCGCCUUACAGUAUGUCGUUCAAUCAGGCGGAGAAUAGCGUCCUGGUGUGUACGAGAUCGCCCUCGAACAUUGAGAACAGCACCUACGACUUGUACAUGAUACCACGUGAGGGUGACUCCAGCACAGACGCCGACACCAAACGAGCGUCCGGCGUCACCGCCAUCUGGGUCGCCAGGAAUCGAUUCGCUGUAUUGGACAGAGCGUAUUCGUUAGUCAUCAAGAACCUGAAAAACGAGGUGACGAAGAAGGUGCAGAUUCCCAAUUGCGACGAGAUAUUCUACGCCGGCACCGGCAUGCUGCUCCUACGCGACCCGGAUCAGGUGACCCUGUUCGACGUUCAGCAGAAGAGAACCCUGGCGGAAGUGAAGAUCUCCAAGUGUCGAUACGUCGUGUGGUCCAGCGACAUGUCCCACGUCGCGUUGCUGGCCAAGCACACCGUCAACAUCUGCAAUCGCCGGCUGGAGUCUCUCUGCUCCGUGUACGAGAACACCAGGGUGAAGUCUGGCGCCUGGGAGGCCUAUUCCGGCGUGUUCAUUUACACGACCAGCAACCACAUCAAGUACGCGAUCAACAAUGGCGAUCAUGGCAUCAUUCGCACGCUAGACUUGCCGAUCUACGUGACGAAAGUCAAGAACAAUCAGGUUUACUGCCUGGACCGGGAGUGCCGGCCGAGGAUUCUGCGGAUAGACUCGACGGAAUACAAGUUCAAGCUCGCGUUGAUCAAUAGGAAGUACGAGGAGGUCCUGUACAUGGUACGCUACGCGAAUCUCGUCGGGCAGUCUAUUAUAGCCUACCUACAGCAGAAAGGAUAUCCGGAAGUGGCGCUUCACUUCGUGAAGGAUGAAAAGACCAGAUUCGGGCUGGCGCUCGAGUGCGGAAACAUCGAGGUGGCCCUGGAAGCGGCGAGAUCGCUGGAUCAGAAAUCGUGCUGGGAGAGCUUGGCUCAAGCCGCUCUGCUGCAGGGCAACCAUCAGGUCGUGGAGAUGUGCUACCAGAGGACCAAGAACUUCGAGAAGCUCUCUUUCCUUUAUCUCAUCACCGGCAAUCUGGAAAAGCUGCGCAAGAUGAUCAAAAUCGCGGAGAUCCGCAAAGACGUGUCCGGACAGUAUCAAGGCAGUUUGUUGCUCGGCGACAUUUACGAACGGGCUAAGAUUUUGCGGAACUCUGGACAAGCAUCGUUGGCAUACGUUACCGAGAAGAUCCACGGGAUAUCCAACGAAGACGACGACGCCCAAUACGAGUCGAUGAGCGAGGAGCUCUCGUUGCUGGAGACCGGCGCUAUCUAUCUGCGUCCACCGGUGCCUAUUCAACAGGCCGAGAACAAUUGGCCGCUGCUGACAGUCUCCAAAGGCUUCUUCGAGAGCGUGAUGAUGUCUUCUCGCGGCAAGAGUCAAGUGGCCGCCGCUUUGGCUCCGGAAGACGAUGGCGGGACGACUAUGGACGGAUGGGGCAACGACGAGGAGCUCGGAAUAGACGAGGAGGGCGAGGAAGGUGUUGACGCGGAGAUCGCUGCUGAAGGCGAGGAGAGCGCCGGGUGGGACGUCGAAGACGUCGACCUUCCGCCGGAACUGGAGGUCACCACGACCUCCAACGAGGAUGGCUAUUACUCUCCUCCUACUAAGGGCUUGCCACCGACGCAGCAUUGGAUUAACAACUCCCAACUGGUGGUCGAUCACGUAUUAGCCGGCUCGUUCGAGUCCGCCUUCCGAUUGCUGAACAAUCAGGUCGGCGUGGUAGAGUUCGGGCCGUAUCAGUCCCUGUUCUUGAGCACGUACGCCCGUUCCCGAACGUCCUUCGCCAGUCUGCCGAACAUACCGUCGUUGCACGGGUAUCCACAGAGGAAUUGGAAAGACGCCACGCCGAAGACAGGCGUGCCCGCGGUGGGACUGCAUCUCGCCGAGCUGGUUCAGCGUCUCCAGAUGUGUUAUCAGUUGACGACCGCCGGUAAAUUCACGGAGGCGAUAGAGAAGCUGCAGGGCACCUUGCUGAGCGUACCGUUGCUCGUUGUCGACACCAAGCAGGACAUAGCGGAGGCUCAACAGCUGAUUCAGAUAUGCCGCGAGUACAUCUUGGGUCUGAAAAUGGAGACCGAACGUAAGAAUCUGUCGAAGAACACGCUGGCCGAGCAGAAGAGGAUCUGCGAGAUGGCGGCGUAUUUCACACACUGCAACCUGCAACCGGUGCAUCAGAUACUCACUCUGAGAAUAGCCGCGAACAUAUUCUUCAAGCUGAAGAACUACAAAACCGCCGCUUCGUUCGCGAGAAGAUUGCUCGAGCUCGGACCGAAGCCCGAACUCGCGCAACAGGUUCGGAAGAUCCUGCAGGUUUGCGACAAAAACCCCGUCGAUGAGCAUCAGUUAGUGUACGACGAGCACAAUCCGUUUUCGUUGUGCGCGAGCACGUUCACACCUAUUUACAGAGGCAAGCCGGAAGUGAAGUGCCCCUUAUGCGGUGCCAGCUACAAUCCUCUGUUUAAGGACACAGUGUGCAAGAUAUGUGAGGUUGCUAUGAUAGGCAAGGAAUGUAUCGGACUUAGGCAAGGCCGGUCUUAGAAUAGCUUGGAGCCUUUGGUUACUUGGAGUUGAUUGUAAUAUUCAUAUUUUUUCCAACGUUAUACAGAGAUGAUUAGUACAUACAAGUACAUUCAAAUUUCUUUAUUUUGUUAUAUUUUAUUUCAAGUAUACAUAAGAGGCAGUGACAAAUAUAUAUAAUAUAUACAGACCAAGCAUUCACGCAUCUUCAUUAUGUCAGCAUGGUGAAUUCGACAAUGUACCAUUAAGAGAGAUAAAUUCUAACAAUACCUUUACUGUUUUAUUGAAUAAAGCAAAAAAUAGGAUAAGAAAAGUAUCAGGAAAGAACAUUUGCCUCUUUCAAUGUUAAACUGUUGAUGUCCGUUGUCAUGCCUUGGUCUGUUAUAUAUUUUGGAUUCAGUCAUAAUCAAGUAACGCAUUUAGCCAAUUAGUUUUUAUAUAUGUGUCAACGGUGCGAUUGACAAGAGCACCACAUGCUAGCAAGAAAAGUCGCGAUUUUUAAUGAUUUUACGAUUAUCGAGUAUGUCCGAGAAUAAUUGAUAACUACUAACAUUUCCAUUUUUUAUCAUCUAAUAUAUAUAUCUAAAUGUA